CACCGCUUAGUCCGCCGCUACGAAGCAACAGUGGAACGCCUCGCUUCUCCACAGCUCUUCUUGGGUGUUGGGGUCACGCACACGAUAUCCCCGUGGAUACCGUAACAGCGCGCUGCUAUUUCGCCGUUUAGUCGCCGUCCCCGCUAUCCUUAUAAGAAGAGGGGAUAGCCGAGCGGUGCGAUGACCCGAUUCGUGGAGAAGAUAUCCUUGUUCGACCGGCGAUCAUCACCGAUGGCGGAGGCCGAGGACAUCGCCCGCGACGGCCUGCUCGUCUACCACCACCCCCUGGCACCCGCCACCACCGACGCCCAAGCGGUCACCCUCGGUCAGCUCUUCAAGCACGUCGGCGACGCCCACAGCGGAGAGGGGGACGACGGUGAUGCGGCCCCGCCGCCCCAUCAUGUCCUUGAACUCGACGAAUUCUCCGCCGGAGCCGGCGGAGGUGACCACUUGAGCUCCCGUCCACCCACUUUCGUGCUCGCCUUCACGAAUCUCUCGUACAGCGUGAAGAGACCCAGGAAGAUGUCCUUGUUCCAGAGGAACCGGCUCGCCACGGAUCCUGUCGCCGCACUCGCGCCGCCGGAAGCGUUCUCGAGAACCAAGACGCUAUUGAAUUCCAUCUCCGGCGAGGCGAGGGAAGGUGAGAUCUUCGCGGUGCUGGGGGCGAGCGGCUCCGGCAAGUCCACCCUGAUCGACGCGCUCGCGAACCGUAUCGUGAGGGACAGCCUGCAGGGCUCCAUCACCCUCAACGGCGAGAAACUCGAUGGGCGGCUGCUGAAGGUGAUCUCCGCCUACGUGAUGCAGGACGACCUCCUGUACCCCAUGCUCACCGUGGAGGAGACCUUGAUGUUCUCCGCCGAGUUCCGGCUGCCCCGCUCGCUCUCUGUUUCGAAGAAGAAGAGCCGGGUGCAAGCGCUCAUCGACCAGCUCGGCCUCCGGUCCGCCGCCAAGACCAUCAUCGGCGACGAGAUCCACCGCGGCGUAUCCGGAGGCGAGCGCCGGCGGGUGUCGAUCGGCAUCGACAUCAUCCACGACCCGAUCAUCCUCUUCCUUGACGAGCCCACGUCGGGACUCGACUCCACCAGCGCGUUCAUGGUGGUCAAGGUGUUGCAGCGGAUUGCUCACAGCGGGAGCAUCGUGAUCAUGUCGGUGCACCAGCCGAGUUACCGGAUCCUCUGCCUCCUGGAUCGCCUGCUCUUCCUCUCCCGCGGCCAGACAGUGUACAGUGGACCGCCGGAGGGCCUUCACCGGUUCUUCUCCGACUUCGGCCACCCGAUCCCGGAUAACGAGAACCCCACCGAGUUCGCGCUCGACCUCAUCCGGGAGCUCGAGGGCACUCCGGCCGGUGCAAGGUCCCUCGUCGAGUUCAACAAGUCGCGCCAGGACGAACAACCGGCCCUGGUCCCUGCCGCAAGGUCAUCUCUCUCUCUGAACGAUGCCAUCGGCGCCAGCAUCUCGCGCGGCAAGCUCGUGUCGGGCACGACCGAGGGGACGACGUCGGCCUCGUCGGUCCAGAAGUACGCCAAUCCAUUCUGGAUCGAGAUGGGCGUGCUCACCAAGCGAUCCUUCACCAACACGAAGCGGAUGCCGGAGCUGUUCGCUAUCCGCCUCGCCGCGGUGCUCCUCACCGGAUUCAUCCUGGCCACCAUCUUCUGGCGCCUCGACAACUCGCCCAAGGGCGUUCAGGAACGGCUCGGAUUCUUCGCCAUAGCCAUGUCCACCAUGUUCUAUACGUGCGCCGACGCACUCCCCAUCUUCCUCCAGGAGCGCAAUAUCUUCAUGAGGGAGACAGCCUACAACGCCUACCGCCGCUCGUCUUACGUCCUCUCGCACGCCAUCGUCGGCUUCCCGCCGCUGAUCCUCCUCUCCGUCGCCUUCGCCUUGACCACCUACUUCGCCGUCGGCCUGGCGGGGGGCAUGCAGGGCUUCGUCUUCUUCGUGCUGAUCAUCCUGGCCUCGUUCUGGGCGGGGAGCGGGUUCGUGACGUUCCUCUCCGGCGUGGUGACACACGUCAUGUUAGGCUACACCGUCGUCGUCGCGAUCCUGGCCUACUUCCUGCUCUUCAGUGGCUUCUUCAUCAACAGAGACCGCAUCCACGACUACUGGAUCUGGUUCCACUACCUAUCCCUGGUCAAGUACCCCUACGAAGCAGUGAUGCAGAACGAGUUCGACGACCGGCACAAGUGCUUCGUCAGAGGCGUUCAGAUGUUCGACAACACGCCGCUAGGGGUCUUGCCGGACGCGAUCAAGCUGAGGGUGCUCAAAUCCAUGAGCAACUCCUUAGGGGUGAACAUAACCAGCCGCACAUGCAUCACCACCGGCACCGACAUACUGAAGCAGCAGAGCAUCACUCAGCUCAGCAAGUGGGACUGCCUGUGGGUGACAGUGGCAUGGGGAUUCCUGUUCAGGUUCCUCUUCUACAUCAGCCUCCUGCUGGGGAGCCGGAACAAGAGGAGGUAAAGCGACAGAGCGAGAGCUACAGCACUGCGACUAUCUCCUUUUGUAUGAAGCUUCUCUUUCUUCUUCUUCUUCUUUUUUUUUGUUGUGUUAAUGUUGGAGAUGAACUAAUUGUGAUCUGUAAGUUAAAUAUCCACAUCUUCUCCCU
Messenger RNA from Musa acuminata subsp. malaccensis (wild Malaysian banana), 2605 nucleotides. Its product is annotated as ABC transporter G family member 5. Gene Ontology annotation, biological process: transmembrane transport. The record is from RefSeq and is a predicted model, not a curated record. Gene Ontology annotation, cellular component: membrane. NCBI's taxonomy places the organism in Eukaryota, Viridiplantae, Streptophyta, Magnoliopsida, Zingiberales, Musaceae. Gene Ontology annotation, molecular function: ABC-type transporter activity; ATP hydrolysis activity; ATP binding.